Molecule: messenger RNA, 1191 nt
Organism: Anopheles marshallii
Lineage: Eukaryota; Metazoa; Arthropoda; Insecta; Diptera; Culicidae
Gene: Cth
Product: cystathionine gamma-lyase
Exons: 5
Coding region: 1-1191 (396 amino acids)
Biological process (GO): transsulfuration
Cellular component (GO): cytoplasm
Molecular function (GO): cystathionine gamma-lyase activity; pyridoxal phosphate binding
Source: RefSeq, a predicted model, not a curated record
AUGGCCCAAUCUAGCAGCAACGAUGGUUUCCUUCCCCAACCGAAGGGAUUCGCCACCAAGGCGAUACACGUUGGACAGGACGCGGAGCAGUGGACCAGCAUGGCCGUUGUUCCACCGAUCAGCAUGAGCACAACGUUCAAGCAACACGGUCCGGGACAGCAUGCAGGUUUCGAGUACGGACGAAGUGGCAAUCCAACGCGAGAUGUGCUGGAACGUUGCAUUGCCUCCCUUGACAAUGGCCGUUUCGGGCUUACGUUUUCUUCCGGGCUUGGUGCAACGACGACGAUUAUUACGAUGCUGCAGAAUGGUGACCACAUCGUCGCCGGUGACGAUCUGUACGGCGGUACGAACCGCCUGCUGCGUAACGUUGCGCUGAAGAUGGGUAUCGAGGUGGACUUUGUCGAUCUUACCAAACUGCAGCUGGUCGAGCAGGCUAUCAAACCGAACACGAAACUGUUCUGGAUGGAGACGCCUACCAAUCCACUGCUGAAGGUGGUGGAUAUACGCGCGGUGUCGGAGAUUGCUCACAAGCAACCGGGUAUUGUGGUGGUGGUGGACAAUACAUUCCUGUCGUCGUACCUUCAACGGCCACUAGAUCUGGGUGCGGAUGUCGUUAUGUACUCGCUCACCAAGUACAUGAACGGUCACUCGGACGUCAUUAUGGGUGCCAUGGUUACCAACGACGAGCUCGUGUACGAACGUUUAAAGUUCUUGCAAAAUGCUGCCGGAAUUGUGCCAUCGCCAUUCGAUUGCUAUCUGGUCAACCGUAGUUUGAAAACGCUCGCCCUGCGCAUGGAACGUCACAAGAGCAAUUCGCUGGCCAUUGCCAAUUUCCUGGAAGCCCACCCGAAAGUCGAACGGGUGCUACAUCCGGGGCUAGCGAGUCAUCCACAGCACGAGCUGGCCAAGCGUCAAACGUACGGCCACAGUGGCAUCAUGUCAUUCUACAUCCGUGGUGGACUCGAGGAGUCCAGCAAUUUCCUGAAGGCGCUGCAGGUGUUUACGCUCGCAGAAAGUCUUGGCGGAUACGAAAGUUUGGCCGAAUUACCAUCGGUCAUGACGCACGCCUCUGUCCCACUGGAACAUCGUCAAGUGCUCGGCAUAACCGAUGGAUUGGUGCGUUUAUCCGUCGGUUUGGAAGAUGUGGAUGAUCUGAUCAGCGAUUUGAAGCAAGCAUUGGCGAAGGUGUAA